GUCAAUGUCCUGCAGGCGCUCAUUAUGAAGAGGGAUCUGGCUCUGAUUAGCCUGGUCUUCCUGUCGCUGCUCCUGUCUGGAUAUCCUCAGCAGACGGCGGACGACGCCUGCUCUGUGCAGAUUCUCGUUCCAGGCCUCAAAGGGGAUGCUGGAGAGAAGGGAGACAAAGGCGCACCAGGACGGCCUGGAAGAGUGGGCCCCACGGGAGAAAAAGGAGACAUGGGUGACAAAGGACAGAAAGGCAGUGUGGGUCGCCAUGGAAAAAUUGGUCCCAUUGGUUCUAAAGGAGAAAAGGGAGAUUCUGGCGACAUAGGACCCCCUGGCCCUAAUGGAGAACCAGGCAUCCCGUGUGAGUGCAGCCAGCUAAGGAAGGCCAUUGGGGAGAUGGACAACCAGGUCACCCAGCUGACAACUGAGUUAAAAUUCAUAAAAAAUGCUGUUGCCGGCGUGCGCGAGACAGAGAAUAAGAUCUACCUGCUGGUGAAGGAGGAGAAGAGGUACGUGGAUGCCCAGCUGUCCUGCCAGGGGCGUGGAGGCACGCUGAGCAUGCCCAAGGACGAGACCGCCAACGGCCUGAUGGCCGCCUACAUCGCGCAGGCGGGCCUCGCCCGCGUCUUCAUUGGGAUCAACGACCUGGAGAGAGAGGGCACCUUCGUCUACUCAGACCGCUCCCCCAUGCAAACCUUCAACAAGUGGCGCAGUGGUGAGCCCAACAACGCCUACGACGAGGAGGACUGCGUGGAGAUGGUGGCCUCCGGGGGCUGGAACGACGUGGCCUGCCACAUCACCAUGCACUUCAUGUGCGAGUUUGACAAGGAGCACGUGUGAGCGGGAGGCCAGCCUCUGAACCCUUGCUUUUCAUGGCUUUGUUGGCAGGGCUCCUCCACGACGGUGACGGUGACGGCGGCCGGCGGCUGCCCGACUGUAGGCAGCAGAGUUCUUCCCAAUGGCAUCGUCCUGUCCAGAAGUGCAGGGGUUCCUUGAGUAAAGAAAGAGCUGUUUUUUCUGAACCUUAGAGAGUGGUGUAUGCUUAGGAGAAAAAAAGUGGUGUGAUUUCUGAGGAAGUAAAGUUUAUUACUUGUAUUGUAGCCAAAAUUACAUAAAUGUUCAUUUUGUAAUUAUUACUCAGAAUUGCUCUUGCCUUUGUCCAAACUAUAAAAUAAAAUAUUUGAACAUUACAAUAGUUAAAUACAAACAAUGGUA
This is a messenger RNA of Ceratotherium simum simum (southern white rhinoceros), 1203 nucleotides long. It is a transcript of the gene COLEC11, whose product is annotated as collectin subfamily member 11. The record is from RefSeq and is a predicted model, not a curated record. Lineage: Eukaryota; Metazoa; Chordata; Mammalia; Perissodactyla; Rhinocerotidae.